CCAGCGCCGGUCAUCUGCAAAUGGAGCAUAGUGAAUAGUGCAAGCUACUCCAGACUAUCCCGGUCCUCGGGCUCGUUUUAAUUCUCUUUUAAAUGUAGUUUACAUAAUUCCCGUUUCCACAUAAGCACGUCGAGAAACAUUGAAGAGACAGCAGCAGCGAACAUUAUCCGACGAAUCUAGGCAACGCCGGGUGGUGUAUGGUUUGACCAUAGGAAGUACGAGUACGGAACAAAAUGGCGUGUUCUAUGUUAUCCGAGGCCAAGAAGGAAAUCAAAAGAAAACAAGCGGAGCUGUACAAAUAUUACGAGAGUACGGAGGAUUGUUUAAACUUUAUGGAUGACAAGGUUCGUGCCCUUUUGGAACAGGACAUCGGAGAUCUCAAAACCAAAAUCGCUUUCCACAAACGGAAUCUAAAGAAGGAAGAAUACACUGUGCUCGUGGCAGGUGAGAGAUGUUUGGAAAAGAGAAACUUACUAAAUCUGAUCAUCGAAGAAGAACUUUUUCCUCCUUUCGUAGUCAGCACCUCGUCCACUAUCCUCGAACUAAAAUAUGGAACUGCACCCAGGCUUGUAGCGCACAAACAUUCUGGAGCAGAAGUUGUCUCGGUAACUCUCUUAGAGAGUGAGUCACUUGAGACUCUGCAACGAAGCUGUUUGCAACAGCUCCUCUCCACUAUUUUCGGAGAUGUCGGUGAAGAGAGUUCGAAGGAUCUACUUUACGACAAGAUCGAACUAAUUUUGCCCCAACUGAAGGAAGGGGUUGUUAUAGUUGACAUCGUGGGCACUUAUGAAUCCCCCUCCAUAAAUGACAAGGCAAAGGCAUACCUUUUGGAGGCCUCCGCAUUCAUCUGCAUCAUCAAUGGUAUAAAUGGCGAGGGAAUACAUCGAGACAAGGUAGAAAAAUACGUGGAGCACACCGAACAGGUCAUUGUAUUUCUGGACCAACAAAUGAAAUCGUUGCCAACUUGUCCUCUUCUGGUUUUAAGUAAAUGGGAUCAAGUACUGCCACACGAGGCUGAUAAGAUUAAGAGUUGCAUCGUCAAGCAUCUCACAGAGCGCUGGCCCAGUGAGGACCCAAAGUCACAAAUCGUUUGCAUUUCAUCAAGUAGUAACAGCAACGCCCAGAUCCCUAGAGAAGCUUCUGAUGAUGUUACGUCCGCUUCACUGAUGAAUGAUAUUUCUUCCAUGGUUUUGAAAAGCAUUGAAAUAAACUUAGAGAAGCAAUGGAGAUGGCUUUACCACCUUCUUUCACGUCUGGUCUAUCGCACUAAAGCAGAAUUAUUAAAGGUGAAGAAGGCUGUGACUGAAAUGGAUCGUCUUAACGAAAGUCAGCAGUGUGCAGUAGACAAAGAGCUGCAGGAGUGUCUAAAUAACACGACAGUCAAAGAUGUGGCUGCCCGGGAAUUGUCCAAACUUCUUAACUCACCAGAACUUCUACAAUACUUUACUUCGUGGUCAUUAGACAAUGUUCCAGACGUCGGGGGUGAUUGGGCGGUGACAGAGGUAAACAUUCAAACUGCAUUAGCGAAACGACUUCAGGAGAAGAUCGAGGAAUGGGAGAAACAAACCCAUGUUUUCUCAGAAUCUCGCACUUUACUGACACAGAACUUGCUCCAGUAUUUCAGCUGCGUCGAGAAAAAGAGUAAAGUUGUGCAGAGCUCCCCUAAAGCAGAUAGUGGAGCCAACUCAUCAUCAAGUGGUCCACAGACUUCAAGAAGUUUCAGUUUAAGCGUGACAGAAACAGCGGUUAUGGGAGUCACAAGUCCCAUUUGGGCUCCCGUCGCCAUCGUUGCUCUUCUAGUCAGUGCUCCGGUAAUUGGAACAAUGGCCGCCAAAGAAAAGCUAGAUAAUCGGAGUAAAACAAAAGAGUACAAGAAAGACAAAUGUAAAUUCAUGGCAAAAGUCUCUCAAGAAUAUCUCACAAAGAUGGCUGACAGACAACAAGUCAUUUCCCUCGUUGAAGAACAGUUAAAAAGUGAUAAACUCUUGCUUCAGCAAAAACGAUUACUGCAAGAUGCUAAAGAUUCAUACUUGAAAACUUCAGAUUUAAGAAGGGGGAUGGCUGACUUUGGCAUCAAAGAAGUAAGUACCAUGGACAUCAGUUGUGAGGAUUUGGAAUGGAAAGACGACCGAGAAUCGUCUCUUGGAAAUGGUGCUUUUGCUACCGUUUAUCGAGGAACCUUAAAGCUGCAAGAGGAAGGGAAGUCCGUGGACGUGGCACUGAAAGUAUGGAAAAAGGCACUGAGUAGUGGCACUGCAGUAACCUUCCUUUCUGAAACAGAUACCCUAAGGAAGCUUGAUCAUCCCUUCAUUGUGAAGUUGUACGGCGCAACACUUCUUAAAGAAAAGGGUGAAUCAAGACCAAUACUUGUCAUGGAACUCUGUAAGUAGAACUUGAUGAAGCACAUUUU
This is a messenger RNA of Stylophora pistillata, 2410 nucleotides long. RefSeq lists its product as uncharacterized. NCBI's taxonomy places the organism in Eukaryota, Metazoa, Cnidaria, Anthozoa, Scleractinia, Pocilloporidae. The record is from RefSeq and is a predicted model, not a curated record. Gene Ontology annotation, biological process: protein phosphorylation. Gene Ontology annotation, molecular function: ATP binding; protein kinase activity.